Cyanistes caeruleus (blue tit) is the source of this 3835-nucleotide messenger RNA. The record is from RefSeq and is a predicted model, not a curated record. Lineage: Eukaryota; Metazoa; Chordata; Aves; Passeriformes; Paridae.
CCAACCUGGUAUCCAAGUCACUGUGUCAGCCAGGGCCGCCCGAUUUCUCCCGCAGGGAAUGAUGCUCCCGCCAGCUUCGGGCCACCACGGUUUUUAACCCUUUAACAAGUAGCUCUUGUUACUCGGUGACUUUUAUUGCCACCGAAGUCGAACGGAGGGGAGGCAGCAUCUGCUUGGUGCAGGUUUUCCAACGCUGGUGUGGAGAAGAAAAAUCCCAACUUUUUCUGCAGUUGUCUUAGGGCUUUGUGGCUCAGUGCUCCUAGUGUGCUGGAUGUCACAGUUUAAAUCCUCCUUUUAUACCUGGGAUGCUGUUUGUACCUCUUUUUAUACCUGACCUGGAGUGUCCAAGUGAGUGAUUUUCUGCAGCAGCAAAAGAAGUGAUUGUCACUAUAAAUUAAAUCUUCUGGUAGCUUUAUACUUUACGGUUGCAACUCUGAUUCAACAAAGGAACUCCCUUUAUUUUUACAGAAGAGCCGUAUAGGUUUCAAAGUGCCCUGACUCUUUUUUUUUGGCUUUUCGUUCCCUGUUAAGUGCAGGCAGUGUCAGUGACAGGUGAUGCUGCAACCUUCAACUUCUUUCUCUCAGUUUCUGAUUUUUAAACAACUGAAAAAUUCUUUGUGCCUUUGAAAAGCCAAAAGCUGAGCAACAAGCUGCCUUGACUCUCUCACGUGAAUAUGCUGUCUUUAAAAUUGAAGUGUCUAGGGUUACACCUGGAAAGAUCGAGGCACAGUCCCACUGUCUUUGCCCCUCUGGUAUUUGCCUGACAGAGUUUGUCAUCCUCCUAUUUUGCAUUUGCUGGCACAUUGGCUUGGAAACCUGAGGCCUUGCCGCUCAGUCCUUGCAUGUCUGGAGGUCCCUGAGGUUUGGCUUGUCCUUCUAAAUAUACUUAAGCCACAGCAGUUGUUUAUGAUUUUACAUUCAGAGCUGUAGCUGAGUAACCAGAGGCAUAACCCCAGCUAUAAUCAUAAAGUGGAUAAAUGCCCCUGAAUGUCAUGCUAAGAAAACAAGGAUUCAACUGAAACUUUGGGGGUUUUCUCUUCUUUUCCCUCCCCUUCUUUUUGUUUUGUCUUCUUGAUAGAAUGGAGCAGCUUUUUCCAAAGUCAGAGGAAGCCAGUCAGGCCAAGACAGCACUAGAUGGCACGUGGUUAGGAAGUUCCUAGGAUUAAUAUCCAGUCACAAUAUUCCAGUGUAUUUGAUCGAUCCUUUGAUUCUGGGACUGGUUAAUAAAGACAUUGAGCAGAUCAGAAGCUCUCCUGAUGGCCCCAGCCCAGAAUGCAAAUACUUCUGUGCUCCAAGAGACUUCACUACCUUUGCACUGCUGGACAAAACAUGGAAACAUGAAGUGGGUCUUUUUAGAACUGCUGAGAAGAUGGGAUUCCAGUGGCUAAAGAUUAUAAAUAAGGAUCCCCGCUUGGAUGGGAUGGAUGAUCUGUCUGGGAUGGAAAUUCCCUUGCACUACAUAUUCAAACUGGCAUCCCAUGCCAUUCACCUGGUGGUCUUCUACGAGAGGAGUGGCAAUUUUCUCUGGCACGGGCCCCUGAGAUUGAAGCAACACAUGGACAGAAAGUUUGUGCCUUUCCGGAAACUCCACUUCGGUCGCUACCCUGGGGCGUAUGAAAAGCCAGAACUUCUGCUUGUUUCCAUUGAUGACUUAAAAGUUCAAAUUCCAAAAAAUCCGUCCAGUUUUCUAGAAGAGAUGUCCCACUCUAGAUUUCUUGAAUGUAGGUACAGAGAAGCUCGGGCUUUCUUUCAGCUGUAUCCUGAUGAUGCCUCUCUUGAUGCAGUGGAAUUCAGGAAAAAGGCAAAAUCCUUGCUUCAUCUGGCUGCUCUGACACUGAAUAACUUGGGAGUGAAGUUCUGGCUGAGCAGUGGAACAUGCCUUGGCUGGUAUAGGCAAUGCAAUGUCAUUCCUUACAGCAAAGAUGUGGAUUUGGGAAUCUUUAUAAGGGACUACAAAGCAGAUAUCAUUCCAGCCUUUCAGAAAGCAGGGUUGCCACUGAAGCACAAAUUUGGCAAGGUGGAAGACAGCUUGGAACUCUCUUUUCAGGGAGAAGAUGAUGUGAAGCUUGAUAUUUUUUUCUUCUAUGAAGAGGAUGACCACAUAUGGAAUGGAGGAACUCAGGCCAAAUCGGGCAAGAAAUUUAAGUAUCUCUUUCCCAAGUUUACUCUGUGCUGGGCUGAAUUUGUGGAACUCAAGGUCCACGUGCCCUGUGAAACUCUGCAGUAUGUGGAGGCCAACUACGGCCCGGAGUGGAAGGUGCCUGUGAAGACGUGGGACUGGAAGAGCUCACCCUUCAAUGUACAGGACAAUGGAGUCUGGCCCAUUGAUGAGUGGGACAAUGUCAUCCAAAUCUACUGACCCCUGGUGUGUGACAGAGCCUGUCCCCAGAACUGUCACUUUGUGAUUUCCCAGUGCCCCAAGGCACUGACAUCCAUUCCCCUUGUAACACCCCAUGUGUUUCCUAAGGAGACGUUUCCUUCCCUUUGCUUAACAGGUAUUUUCUUCACCUUCAUCGUGUUUUUUCCAAGUGGUUAAAGGAGAAGAUGAAAAGCAACUGGAGGGAAGGGAAGCUGAAAGAAAAGCUGCACAAAGGGAGUAGAGAGGACUGCAGUGGACUUAUGGGCAGUUGACUCUUUAAAUGUAAAGAGUGGCCAGGUGGCUUCAACAUUUCUGGGAUCACCAAGAUUUUCACUGUUCAAUUCUCAAGCUUGAAAGAAGGUUAGGAUAGGAAAAUCUCAGAGAAGUUCCUCAUUUUUCAAAGGAGGUUGAGUGACUGUUUAAAUUCAAGGCAGCAGAGUUAUGAGUACCUCAAAUAUGCUUGAUUUGAGAGUGGUACAUCCCUACUAUGAGCAAUGGGUUGGUCUUGGGAGUGGAGUGUUUCUGUGGCACAGAACCCGUGUGACCACCUGCUUUUCAUCUAGGAGGUAGCUGGUGAUGGUGUAACACUAAGUGAAUGGAAGGAGAAACUAUUACAUUGGACAUUUUUCAAUUUUUUCUUCUUUAAGAAUGUGAAGGUGCAUGCUUCUGGGAUAGCUUCACCAUGAAAAGAAAUAAAAUUCCAGUUUUAGUGUCCCAGUCCUUGUGUUCUCCCUGUGAAAGGUUUGACUGCUUUUUAGGAGAUUGCAGCUAUCCCUGCUUUCCUGCAAGUAGAUAGAAAUGGGGGUUAUUCAUAGUUUUCUGUUUCACAGAACAGAGGCUUCUCUCUGAGGGGAAGGAGAAAUGUGUACAAAUACCAACUGUUCCAACAAAUUUGCAGCAGCAAUCCUGCCAGUGCUUUCAGUUUCAGUUUCUCCUGCCACUGAAACACCGGAGUAAAUGAUUCAGCUUCUUGCAACAACUUCUCAGGCUGGCUCUUGAAUUGGAUGGUAAUUUGUUUGCUCUGCCUUGUUAAGAAGAGAGAGAUGUAAAAUCUUGCUAACACCAUUCACUUGCUAAAGUAACCAUGACAUCAUAAGGGAUAAUUUCUCAGGUAGAAUUUUUUUUUUUUGUACUUCUUCCUUAAAAUGGAAAAAAAUACGUGAAUGUCCUUGUGGUUUUCAUGUUCAUUACUCUGUUAUCUUGGUGUAAUAACAUGCAGUAAGCCUGUGAGUUUUAUAGAUGUGAUAAAUGUUUAAGAGAGAAAGAAAAGAUGCUCUCGGAAAAUUAGAAUCUGUCAAAUUUUUGAUUUUGUAGAUGAAAAGACUAAUGAAAAAAAAUGCAUGUCCAUGAAAGGGAGGAUGUCUUGAAUAGUUGAUUAUACCUGUAAGGUAUUCUUCAGGUUAAAAUGUUUUCUCUUCAGAAGAUACAAGUGUGUAUUUAACACUGAUUAAAAGGAGAGUCUAAUUUGCAACUUGA